AUUUAGCCUAGAAAUAUAUAGAGAUAUCCGUCACAAUUUUAAGAAAGUCUUAAGUUAUAUUGGCGGUUAAGUUUGCAACCAUUUUCUUGUUAUUGGUCGCUACAUUAUCAUGUUUCGUUUCAGAGAUAACAAUGUAUGGGCAAAUACACCGUCUGGCUGAGCUAGUGGAACAGAGGGUAACUUAAAGAGCAGCAGGGACUGCCACUUAUCAGACAUUAGCUGCACACUACCUGAAAGAGUUCAAGUCAUAGUAGAAGGAUGCACCAUAACUAACACUUUUAUCUCCUCUCAAGAACAAAUCAACCUUUGUGGGAAUAAUAUUAAUGCAUGUUCAGGUUUGUUUUUUUCCGGUAAAUUUUUCAACAAUUUCAUAUAAUGUAUGAUUUUUUUCUCACAUAUAUUAUCAAAAUGUGUAAUCCUUGUUUCAGGAGCAGUAGAACAAGAUCAAUCAUGGCUACUGAAAUAUUGGUGAUACAAGGUUAAACAAUUCUCAUGUUUUCAUCAGAUGACCCUCCCUGAUUGGCCCUCCCUAUUGGCUCAGCUUCCAUGUAUGUAGAUACAAAACAAAAAUGUUGUCACUCAAUUCUUUUUCAGACGUCUCACCCAACUGCACAAUCUGAGACACAAUAAUAUGGUAGUCUUAUUAGGUGUGUGCCUAAAUGUGUCUCAAAGCCUGUAAUGUCAUAAAAUAGGCUGCCACCAGAGGGCAGCAGUGCUUAUUGUAUUAGAGCUCACUGCAAGCUGUUUGGUUUCUCUGUGGAUUGAACUGAUCUGUAGUGUACCUGUAAUGGAGGUAGUGGAGGGUGAUCCCAAGACGUGUCAGAUCACAAACUCACUAACUCACUAUGCUAUCUGUAACUACACUGCUAGAUUCCACUAAAUCCUACACACUGCUCCUUUAACACAAUCUGUAACAUUAUGCAGUUAGCUACUUUUAAUUGCUAAAUAUCCAAUGUUAGCAUUGACAGCAUUUACUCACCAGUCUAGAAGAAACUUCAUCCCUUUUCUCGCCCAGAGCUGUCUCCAGUGUCUCCGGGUUGAUUAGCCUGCUAACUUCAGUAACACAAUACAUAGAAAGUCUGUGAUAAUGUCAAAAGUGUCAUCUUUGUUCAUAUUUCACAAAUUUACAUUUUCUAAAUAUACAUAUUAUAAAUUAUUAUAAAUGAAAUAUAACUGACCGUUAAAUAUUCAUUUUCAUUCAUUUUACUAAGAUCCUCCUAAAUGUUACACACUGGACCUUUAAUGUAAAACUAAAGGUAUAAACACCCUGAUCCAAUCUCUAAAGUCCACUUUCUCUUAUAUUCACCGAUUCUGCAAAAUGCUGAUGUGAGUUUGUGGUCAAACUGCAAGUGGCUCUUUAGAGAUUGUUCAGUGAAAUAGAAUGAAUUCCCUGGUUCACUGCUGUCAGAUGAUUCAGGAAAUUCACAGGAGCGGAAGGACAAGGUUUCCCUCCCACAGAAUCACAGAAAAAGGCAAAGAAAAAGGACAUUUUCUGUCUCUGAGGGGAAAAUCAUCAUCUUUAGUAUAGUCACCACCAUCUGUUGUUUCAUACUUGCACUGGAGUAUUCUUCAAGUCUCCAAAUUUGGAUUAUAAAGCAUUAACCAGGAUUAAGUAAAACUGGAUUAUUCACCAGGGUGACACAAAAUAGAAAUUCGGAUGUGAGUCAACAGCAGUUAUAGGUUGCUAUAGUUAUAUUCAUCACUGUGAUAGCAGGAUCCAGGACCUUCAGGUUCCACCAUGCUGUACUUCCAGGUAGUGAUCCUGGCAGCUACAGUGAUGCUGGUUUACUACUGUGAGUUCACGGACACUUUCAGUCCAGCAGAGCAGGGCUUCAUCUGCAGAGACCCGACUUUGACUAAACCAGAUCCCGGACCUGAGCAGGACAGCCGCAUCCAGCCUGUAAUACUGUACUCUGUGGUGGGCGGGCUGCCUGUUGUACUGAUCUCAGGUGUAGAGCUAGUUAUCUUUCUUCUUCACUACAACUCCAACAACCUGUACGACCAAGAGAAGGUUGUUGUCAUGGGUGACUGCUGCUAUGUGAACCCCAUGGUGCGCAGGACCUUCCGUUUCCUUGGUGUGUAUGUUUUCGGUCUGUUUACAACAGACAUCUUCGUCAAUGCGGGUCAGUUUAUCACAGGAAGUCUGGCUCCUCACUUCCUUUCUGUUUGCCAGCCCAAUUACACUGCCCUCGGCUGCCAGGACACGACACACUUUGUCAGCCAAUCAGACGCUUGCACUGGAGACCCCGAAGACAUCAUGAGAGCUAGAAAGACCUUCCCGUCCAAAGAGGCAGCGCUGAGUCUGUAUACAGCUGUUUACCUGGCAAUGUACGUCAUGUCUUGUGUCAGUUCAAAAGGAGGUCGUCUGACUGGCCCCCUCCUUAGUCUCUCAUUGGUCAGUCUGGCUGUGCUGACAGGCGUCAACAGAGUGGCAGAGUACCGAAACCACUGGAGUGAUGUCAUUGCAGGACAAACCAUCGGGGGAGCUAUUGCUGUCUUUCUGGUGGUGUUUGUGGUCCAGUAUUUUAAAAAGAGACCUGUGAUUUCUCGGAGUUCCUCAGAUGCAGGCACAGCUAACACUGAUGAGGCUUCACCCCAGAUAAAUCACACUAUGGGAACCAGUGACCAAUACAUUGUCACACAGAGCCCAGGAUCCUUCACAGAAGUCACAUGA
This is a messenger RNA of Morone saxatilis (striped sea-bass), 2674 nucleotides long. It is a transcript of the gene plppr5a, whose product is annotated as phospholipid phosphatase related 5a. Lineage: Eukaryota; Metazoa; Chordata; Actinopteri; Moronidae. Gene Ontology annotation, molecular function: phosphatidate phosphatase activity. Bases 1739 to 2674 code for a protein of 311 amino acids. The transcript has 6 exons. Gene Ontology annotation, biological process: signal transduction; phospholipid dephosphorylation; phospholipid metabolic process. The record is from RefSeq and is a predicted model, not a curated record.